Molecule: messenger RNA, 1353 nt
Organism: Rubroshorea leprosula
Lineage: Eukaryota; Viridiplantae; Streptophyta; Magnoliopsida; Malvales; Dipterocarpaceae
Source: the annotation of a GenBank genome assembly
CCUGUGGAAUUUCGCUGGAAGCAGAAGGGACGGAAAUUAGCGUGAAGAAUGGCGACUCGGUUCCUGAGAAGGGCGAGCAAGAUCCUCUCCUCCACCAACCCCAACCCUUCCUCACCGCUUGCUUUAGGCAGGGCCUUCUCUGUUGCUUCCGCUCCAAUCCGAGCCACACUCUUCCCCGGCGACGGCAUCGGCCCCGAGAUCGCGGAGUCGGUCAAAACGAUAUUUAGAGAAGCUGAAGUGCCCAUUGAAUGGGAAGAACACUAUGUUGGAGACCAAAUAGAUCCUAGAACCCAGAGUUUCCUAACUUGGGAAAGUUUAGAAUCAGUUCGCCAGAAUAAGGUAGGCUUGAAAGGUCCCAUGGCAACACCAAUUGGUAAAGGUCAUCGUUCUUUGAACCUUACUUUGAGGAAAGAACUUAAUCUGUAUGCCAACGUCAGGCCUUGCUAUAGCCUUCCUGGCUAUAAAACUCGAUACGAUGAUGUAAAUCUUAUUACUAUUCGUGAAAACACAGAAGGGGAGUACAGUGGACUUGAACAUCAAGUGGUGAGAGGUGUUGUUGAGAGUCUUAAGAUCAUUACUCGUCAGGCAAGUUUACGGGUGGCUGAAUAUGCUUUUCACUAUGCCAAGACCCAUGGAAGAGAGAGAGUUUCUGCAAUUCACAAAGCCAACAUCAUGCAGAAAACUGAUGGCCUUUUUCUUAAGUGUUGCCGUGAGGUUGCGGAGAAAUACCCUGAGAUAACAUAUGAGGAAGUUGUCAUUGAUAAUUGUUGCAUGAUGCUUGUGAAGAAUCCAGCACUUUUUGAUGUAUUGGUGAUGCCUAACCUCUAUGGUGACAUUAUCAGUGACCUUUGUGCGGGAUUGAUUGGGGGAUUGGGCCUAACACCAAGUUGCAACAUCGGUGAGGGGGGGAUUGCCCUUGCUGAGGCUAAUUUGGCAAAUCCAACUGCAUUGCUACUAAGUGCUGUCACAAUGUUGCGCCACUUGGAGCUCUAUGACAAGGCUGAUAGGAUCCAAGAUGCUAUACUCAAUACAAUCGCAGAAGGGAAGUACCGAACUGCCGACCUUGGUGGCACUGCUACAACAACCGAUUUCACAAAGGCCAUUUGUGAUCACCUCUAAAUUUUGUUCCCAUGUGUAUUUUCCCAUUGUGUUGGAUUCUAUUAAAUUUGUUGACUGUGAUUUUCACCUUGGGUUAAAUAUUUAUUUUCUCUUAAAAGGGAAAAAAAUAAGUUUCAUAACCUUGACAAAUAUGAAGUUUUUCUUCAGGUCUUUCUGAAUAUAAGAUAUCUCUUGAAAUCCAGGCUUUGUCAUUGUUACUCGUGCUUCUUGACCUUGGAGUGGCUUUUUAUCUUA